AUGACGACACUAUGCUUAUUUGAACUGGUUCCGUACAGAUGGUUGGCUUCCGAAUCUUUAAUCGAUCAGAAGUACAGUGUUCAUUCAGAUGUGUGGUCAAUUGGUAUCGUGCUAUGGGAACUAUUUUCACUCGGAUUUAUGCCAUAUAACAAUUUGGCAAACUUUUUACAAAGCGGCAACAGAUUGAGUAAACCAGAAGCAAUGACUAAUAAUUAUAUAAAUUUUAGAUACGAUAUUAUGAUGUCAUGUUGGAAUACCGACCCUAAAUCACGUCCAUUAUUCGACAAUCUUGCCAAGACAUUUUCCGAUCUUAUGAAACCUGACGAUCUAGAGGAAUUUAUCGAUUUAAAUAAAUCGUUUAUGGACAAAUCAGUAGAAAAUGAUUGUUUGGCAUCAUGUGAUCUGGUUGAAAACGCUGAAAAUGAUGAAAAUCUACAGUCAUGCGUUGUUGAUUAA
Contarinia nasturtii (swede midge) is the source of this 456-nucleotide messenger RNA. RefSeq names its product fibroblast growth factor receptor-like. The transcript has 2 exons. Gene Ontology annotation, biological process: cell surface receptor protein tyrosine kinase signaling pathway; positive regulation of kinase activity; protein phosphorylation. Gene Ontology annotation, cellular component: signaling receptor complex. Gene Ontology annotation, molecular function: transmembrane receptor protein tyrosine kinase activity; ATP binding. The record is from RefSeq and is a predicted model, not a curated record. Lineage: Eukaryota; Metazoa; Arthropoda; Insecta; Diptera; Cecidomyiidae. The coding region runs from base 1 to 456 and encodes 151 amino acids.